AAAUGGUGCAGGGGAGAGGAGAAGCGAGGCGAGCGGGAGAAAUCGCCCUCAGAGCCUGAGCGGGCGUUUAGAAAGCGAGGGUUUCGAGGUGGAGGAGAAGGAGAGGGACGGGCGAAGAAGGCGCGAGGGAUAAAGAGAGAGGGGAGGGAGGGGGAGUGAGAGAGAGAGACAGGGCGGUGGUCAAAGGCGAAGCUCCUCCGGCAGAGGCGCUUAGGGUUUCGGCGGCGCGGCGGCGAUAAGCGUCGUUGGGUCAUACUUUUUAUUCUUUCAGUCACACCUGGGGGUGAUCUGGUGCUGCACAACUGUUGUUAUUUAAUGACAGGAGAAUGGCAUUAGUAUGAAUUCCACACAAUUUGCAGAAGAAAAACCAUACUAACUAUCAGAGAAGGAACUACAUGAGCUUGACCACAAAUUCUUGUGCUCAUUUUGCAACUAGACAAUGGGAAUAUCAGCAUGUUGCAAAGACUGCAUGAUUGAAUCUUCCAGCUAUUUAUCUGUUUCUUGAGCCAAAAUGACACUUGAAGAUUUUUUCACUCUUACUGAGAUGAAGGAUGGGCUUUCAAAUCUUGCUAGAGUUGAAGAGCUAAUUUCUAUGCUUCAAAAGCUAAAAGAUUGCAUUAUAAAUAAUGCUGGUGAUGCAGCAAGACAAUGGUCAACUGUUGUAGGCACCUUAGCGGCCACAGGAAGCAAGGGAUGUCUUGAUCACUUUGUUCAGUUAAAUGGACUUUGUUUUCUAAAUCAGUGGCUUCAGGAGGCUCAGAAGUGCAGUAUCAAUGCCAAUGACGGUGUUGUGGAAGAAUUGAUAAUUAAACUAUUAGCAUUGCUUGAAAAGCUUCCAAUCAACAGUGAAAAGUCAAAUUCUUCUGGGGUUGGAAUUACUGUUGAACGGCUCCUUAGUCACGAUAACCUUCUAAUCAAGGAAAGGGCAAAAAUUCUGUAUAAUAAGUGGAAACAUGCAGAAAAUGCUGAGGGGAGUUGCAGUGAUUCUGAGAAAGGUGAAAACAGUCAUAUUGAACAACCUAAACCUUCAGAUAAUGCACAGAUUAUUGAAGACGGCACAUCCUCUGUAUAUCCUGUCUUUGGUAUUUCUGCAUCCAAAGGAGGAGCUGAUGAUGGGAGUUGUAAAGUAGAAUCAGGAGGGACUGAAUCCCACCAAUCAGAUGUUACCAGAUGCUCAGACAGUUUACAGAAACCUGAUUCCAUUAUCAGUGAGAGAACUUGUGUUCAAAAUCAAACUGAGACUGCAACCUCUUCAACCUCUGCUGAUGCAAAUGUUACUUUAGGAGAUGCCAAUUCAUCGGGAUCAUCGCUCAUUUCAAACUCUUGUCAGGAGACAUUAUCUGUUACGGAAGAGUCUUCUGUUUGCCCUGCUGCAGGAUUGCCUUCCUCUGGCACAUGCAGUUCACAAUUUGCUAGGGGAGAAGAUGAUCAACCCAAUGUGUCAGUGUCGAAGGAUGCUUCUGAUGCUGAUUGUGUUAAAGAGAUGAAGGUGAAUACAGUGGAAGAGAACCUAUCUGAAUCUGCUCAGAUAGAAAUAUGCAAUGUUCCACCAUCUUCCAGUUUAUCUGCUUCCGCAUCUGAAGAGAUUGCUGCAACAGAACCCACUGUAUUGUGCAAUUUAGAUUCUCAUAAGAAUGAAGCUCAUCCAUUGGAGACUGGGGGACCGGAGCCAGAGAUUGGGGGUGGUGACUGCAGGGUGCCAAAUUGUUUGGGCAAACAGGUUGCACAUGUCGCAAAGAAUUUUCAAGAUCUAUAUAGUCAAUCAUGCAUGAUUGGAAAGCUAGAUGGUUCUGUUAAUUCUCAACAGAGGGAGGAAGAUGUCGAAAAUGAUGGUGGCAUUAAAAAUCUUGGCAGCGAGGUUGAUUUAAAGCUAAGCAAAGGUGUGGUGAUUCCCUGUCAUUCUUCCAAAGAAAAGGAGACGAAAGCAAGUGGGGUGCUCAACCAAAAGUCAGAUUUGGGUCUUGAGUAUGAGAUUGAUGCAUUAGAAGUUGCAAGGCAAGUGGCUAUACAAGUGGAACGGGAAGUUGUUGACUAUAGAGAACCUUUUAGCAGCUCUCCUGAGGUCAAUUCUGGAGAGAUGACUGGUGCCUAUAGCCCUGAUGUUGAAGAAGGAAAGCAGGAUCAAUCAGUGAUUGGUGAAGUGAAUGGAAAUAAAUCACCAGCUCAUGAAAAAGAUCACUCUGGUAAUGCCUCUUCUCUGAAGGAAGAUGGUUCAGGAAUCACAGAGAAUAUUAGCACUGAUCCUGAAAAACCUGAGCAAGGUUUAGAGUCAAGUAAGUUGAAUUUCUCUGUUCAAGAACCACUUGGCAAGUCUGGUGGGAAUAGAUGUAUCUUUGAUCUGAAUGCAAAUAUUUCUGCUGGGGAAUCUGAUUGCUUAGUGAGGCCCAUCCAUGGGGUGCCAGUCAAUGUGUCUGCACCCAUAGCUGUUGUUGCUGCUCCAAAAGGGUCUCCAGGAUUGCCAGUUACCCCUCUCCACUUUGGAGGUGAACUGGGAUGGAAGGGCUCUGCUGCCACAAGUGCUUUUCGACCAGCAUCCCCUCGAAGAACUCCAGAUGGUGAAAAGAUGCAUUUGAGCCCUAAACAGAAACCAAGCUUCCUUGGGAUUGAUCUGAAUGUGGCUGAAAGCGAGGAUGAUGUUGCUAAUGAACCAUUAUCUGUGAAACAAUUACCUGCUUCCUCUGGCUUGCCUUCUGGGGAUUCUUCUAUUGAAGUCAGUUCAAGACGAGCAGAAAGGCUGAUGUUGGAUCUUAACCGCCUUGGGGAUGAGGAUGCACCGACCGAUUUAUCCUCGAAUUGGAAGAUCCAUCCCCAGAUUGGGGAUCAAAGCUUGUCUUCUCCAUCAUCAUCAUCUUCAAGACAGAAUUCCAUGAGAGACUUUGACUUGAAUGAUCACCCAUUUUUCGUUGAUGCUGGUGGUUCACAUAACUUUGAUAAACCAUCUUGCGAGGCCCGUGGCACAUCUGGAGGAUCAAAACUAAAAGAACCUGUUAUCACAAUCAUGGGUGCAAGAGUUCCUGUUGAAAGGAAGGAUCGUGCCAACCAAGUUCAGCAUGCCUUUCUUGGGGCCGGACUGAAUAUGAAGUCUGGGGUAGCUGCUAGAGCGGUGCUGCCUUACUCCCACCUGCCCCCACCUGCUUAUGGGUAUACUGGACUUGGGACAGGGCCUACCAUGUCUAUUCCUCCAGCAUACUAUGUACCUGGGAACAUUCCUUACAUGGUGGAUUCUAAAGGAGUUCCUGUAACACGUUUUUUGGACCCAGGACUGAAUGGUGCACCAUCCGCAAGGCCGCCUUUUCUUAUGAGUGUAACGAAUGCACCUGCAAGUUCAAAUUCGUAUGGGGUUUUCCGACCUGGUCUGGAUUUGAAUUCUGGGAUGGUGUCAGUGGAGGGUGGGGGCAGGGAAGGUGGAAGUUUUAAGCAAUUCAUUUGGCAAGGGCAGAAUGGUUUGAUGGAAGAACAAAUGAGGACUUCGUCACAGCCUUCCAGUUCAGGGAUGAUACCGAAACGGAAGCAGCCAGACUCUGGGUGGGAGCCGUCUCAUGCUUAUGGUCACAAACAGGUGACAUCAUGGCAAUAGCCUUUUUUCCCUCUUAAAUUUUCAUCUCUAGGCAGCUUGGUCAUAGGACGUGCCUUCAUUGGUCCUUGAAGGUGGUGGGCCAAUUCAACCAUGUGAGAAAGAUAAAAAAAAUAAUAAUAAUGCUGGUUAUAGAUAUUUGAUGGAAUUUAAAAAUGUAGGUUUAAUUGUUUACAUGCCUGUUCUUUGUUGUUGAUUGAUUAUAGAGGCAAUUUCAGCUGGUGGAAGCUGAAUUCAUGUAUAUCUUAUAAAUAUUCUAACAUAGUGAAGGGAGUUGUUGACUUUUUUGGAAUUUGGUUAUCAUGGGUGUAUAUGAUAGUAAAUUUUUUUUUUGCCAUCUCGAGUCCUGCUUAGUCUUUCACUUUUCAUCAAGUGACUGAAUCAAUUAUUGAAAGUAUUCUUGCAA
Messenger RNA from Elaeis guineensis (African oil palm), 3980 nucleotides. RefSeq lists its product as uncharacterized. NCBI's taxonomy places the organism in Eukaryota, Viridiplantae, Streptophyta, Magnoliopsida, Arecales, Arecaceae. Gene Ontology annotation, cellular component: nucleus. The record is from RefSeq and is a predicted model, not a curated record.